Molecule: messenger RNA, 265 nt
Organism: Fomitopsis serialis
Lineage: Eukaryota; Fungi; Basidiomycota; Agaricomycetes; Polyporales; Fomitopsidaceae
Exons: 3
Coding region: 21-218 (65 amino acids)
Source: RefSeq, a predicted model, not a curated record
CCGUCUGAUGCUGCACCAGUAUGUCUAGACACUCACAUGUCUUCCUAGGGCCCCGGUACUCAGUGCUUAUAAACAAGGAGACCCUGACGACUGCCCGCUCGGAAGGUUUGAAGGAACGUCUUGCAGUGUCCACGGCAACGUCCUAUCCUCCAGAGCUGCCACGGCAGUGUAUUCGAAGAUGCCGAUCCCCCAUUGUGUUGCCAGAGAGCUCGAGCUGAGUUCGGGUUGCAGUGUACUGAUAGGUGACUGUACUCGCGUGAAAUCU